Fonsecaea nubica is the source of this 1281-nucleotide messenger RNA. RefSeq lists its product as hypothetical. The transcript has a single exon. Bases 1 to 1281 code for a protein of 426 amino acids. The record is from RefSeq and is a predicted model, not a curated record. Gene Ontology annotation, molecular function: zinc ion binding; nucleic acid binding. Lineage: Eukaryota; Fungi; Ascomycota; Eurotiomycetes; Chaetothyriales; Herpotrichiellaceae.
AUGACUUUCAAGGCACCAAACAUGCUCGGUCUGGCCGUGCUGCUCACAUGGGCUUGCUUGAGUUCAACCGCUCAUCCUCACCCGCUCUUCAAAAAGUUUCUUCCAAGCCAGUCCGCUAUCGAAAUACUCUUCAGCGCUCUCUCAAUCUCCUUUGCUCCUGGCCUCUUCGAAGUCCUGCAAGCCUCUGGUCCUCCGACAGUCGAAUGGUUCAUGCAACUUCCUACACACUGUGAAAAAGUUUGGGCCAUCUAUCUUCUCGUCCUAUGGAAGCUGGGUUGCAUGCCACGAGUCUACCUCGGGUCGGGCACAGAAGCUGACAGUGGUGUCACUGUUCGGUUCAAGCAAUACGACAAGUUAAUCUGGCUUCCCUCACACGUCCAGGAGUCUUUGGGCGAGGGCUAUCAGAUUGUGCAUAAAGGUGUACUGGUCUGGAUGCCCAUUCCCCCCCCUGCAGAGGUUCCCGUCCUCCGGCUACUCUUCGUCUGUUUAGAAGGUGCCCUUACUUUUGCUUUGCGGGCCCUCAGCAAGAGGGCAAACUACACUGCCGCAUUGGCUGAUUUGUGCCCCUGGGAUCGAAACUCACUCGAGUACGAAGGCCUGUGCUCACACAAUCCCUUGGUCGACCCUGUGAAAGGCCAGUUUGAUCUCACUCCUGGUGAGAGGGAAGAGCAUGCACAGGAAUUGAAAGAUAGAAAGUACAUCUUGAACCUGGAAGGCCGUGAGAGACGGAAGGCAGAAGAUCCUGAAGCAUACCGACUGGAAGCCAACCGACACAGGGCUAACUUCGUCAAGAACAAUCCUGAAAGUGCCAAGAACUCCACUCAACGACACAAGGUCAAGGCUCGUGAAGAGAAGAGGUUUUACUGCAACGUGUGUCACGUUGCCUUUACCAAUUCUACCAAUCUGAGAAAUCACCUGGCCACAAAAAGACAUGAGAACAAAGUGAAGGAUGCAAAGGGUACCCCGAGGUACAUCAGCCCUACCAUGAAGAUACAGAACAGGAUCAAGGCACAGAAGAGACACUACUGUGAGCUCUGCGAUUUUGCUGCUCCCACACCUUUCGCCCUCAAGAAACACAUCGACGGCAAGGCACACAAGAAAAAGCUGGCACUCGCGGAGGAAGCAGCCCAAGAGCCUAUCUCUCCACAAGCCUUCCGCCAGCCAGAAUCAUCGUUGGUGAUUCAACAGCAAGAGCCUCCAAAGGGCUUCCAGGAGCAAUCCUCCCAGCAGAAGGACACUUCCCAGGCCAACUCCAUCCGGAAGUACUUCCAGCUGGCCUAG